AAUCUGAGAAGAAUUUCAUCAGAAUCAGGUCUCAUUCAGGCUGCAAUCAUGAAUCCUUCCCACCAAGAACUGAACAUUGACACACAUCUUGGGGAGAUCAUUUAUGUGUCAAAUAAUUUUGGUCCCAGUAAGCAAGGCAUUAAAACUCUCUUUUCUCAUUAAUAUACUCAGUGAUAAUCACCAGUAGACUGUGGUUCUGCUUGAACCUUCAAUGAGACUAUGAUAAAUUAAAGAUUAAAUCAGAAAGUGGGGACCCACUCUCAAUCCAAGAAUACAUCAAAUCCAUUAAAAAAAAUGAACGUAUAAAAGCAAUCAAUAAAGAAUCUAAGUUCAUGUGUUUGAAUGGGAAUGCAUUUUAAAAGAAAUCUGUUGUCACUAAGCUCUGUAUUCUUAGACGAGUGGGAGGCUCUGGUUCUCCUUUCUGUGUUAUAUCCUGUAAAAAGAUUUUUCAUCUGUUUUUCAUUUCCUCUGGACUGGAUCUCUUACAUAUCUGACUUUAAGCUAUUGUCAACACUUUUGUUUGGAAGCAGCAAAGAAGCAGCACGUCCAGAUCAAUCCUUGUUUAUACUAUUUCAGCUCUGCCUGUAGAAGAUGAGACUGUGUCUUCUAUUCUGCUUCCUCUAUUGGAUGGCCCCUAUUGGCUACAGUCAGCUUCCAGGUCCUCCUGGUCCCAAGGGUGACAGAGGAGCUCCUGGGCCACCAGGGCCAGCUGGGAUUCCUGGUCCUUUUCGAAAGUCAAAUGUUGUUUGUCUUCCAGGAGAUAAAGGUGACCCAGGAAGCCGUGGAGUCCCAGGACCACUUGGAAUUCGAGGAGAACCUGGAAGAAUAGGACCAGUAAUAAUGUGUGGACGAGAUCCCUUUGGUUCUGUUCGCGAGGACGUUGAAAACUUAAAGAAAAGCAUUGCUAAGUUAGACAGGGCUAUGGAGUAUGAUUUUGUCAGAACAGUUGGUCAGAAAUACUUUGUGUCCAACAAGGAAAGAGGCUCUUUCUCCAGGGCUGUCGAGUUCUGCUCCCAGCAAGGCUUAGAGCUGGCUUUGCCCCAGAACGAGGAGGAGAAUGCAGCACUGACUCAGUUUUUUGGGAACGUUUACAAAAUAGCCUGGAUCAACGUCAACAAUAAAAAAGCAGAGGGGAAUUUUGAGACUGAUAUGAGAAACCAACCUCUGACCUUCACCAAAUGGGGAGAAGGGCAGCCAAACAAAUCCACUGAGGACACAGGCUGCACCAUGCUGUCAGAAUAUGGUGUCUGGCUAGUGACACGUGAAUGCUCCUUCAAUGCUUACAUCAUUUGUCAGUUAUAGAAAGGUCUUAUAUCCCUUGAAUGUCCGGAUCUUUCAUGUGUCCUGUUUUCUUUUUCUGGGAGACAGUAUUGUGUAACUGUCUUAAAUGCAGGAAAGGUAAACUACAGUUACUACAGUAACUAAAGUAAACAAUAAAAGUAUACAGAAACAAGAAGGUACAUUGUUAAAGCAAAGAACUGCAAAAUAAAAUGUUCAGCAGCAAA
Molecule: messenger RNA, 1505 nt
Organism: Dicentrarchus labrax (European seabass)
Lineage: Eukaryota; Metazoa; Chordata; Actinopteri; Moronidae
Product: pulmonary surfactant-associated protein D-like
Exons: 5
Coding region: 592-1302 (236 amino acids)
Source: RefSeq, a predicted model, not a curated record